CUUUUCCUUCCAUCUAUCUAUCACCAGUUGUCUGUUCUGCCUCUCUGUGUCUGCUUCCUUUUACUAAUUCAAUUCAUUACCCAACUAAUCAGACAUGGAACUACUCAGCCUCAACUCCAUGUUUUGCAUGUUUGCUGCUUCUGCUCUCAUCUUCUUCUUCUCUCCCAUCAUCAAGCUCUUCCUCAUUUCCGCUCGCCAUAAAAUCCCACUUCCUCCCGGUUCCCUCGGUUGGCCUUAUAUCGGCGAGACCUUCCAGCUCUACUCUCAAAACCCAAAUGUCUUCUUCGCCUCCAAAAUCAAGAGGUUCGGCUCAAUCUUCAAGACCCACAUCUUGGGAUGUCCUUGCGUCAUGAUCUCAAGUCCGGCAGCUGCCAAAUUCGUUCUCUUGACGAAAUCCCAUCUCUUCAAGCCUACUUUUCCGGCCAGCAAAGAAAGGAUGCUGGGAAAGCAAGCUAUAUUUUUCCACCAAGGAGACUACCACGCAAAGCUGAGGAAGCUUGUUCUCCGAGCCUUCAUGCCCACAGCCCUGAAAAACAAAGUCGGAGACAUUGAAGCCAUCGCCAAGGACUCCCUUCAGUCCUGGGAAGGCCGGUCGUUCAACACCUACCAAGAAAUGAAGACGUUCACGUUCAAUGUCGCACUGCUUUCCAUCUUUGGCAAAGAUGAAAUCCUAUACAGAGAGGAUCUCAAGAGAUGCUACUACAUUCUCGAGAAGGGUUACAAUUCAAUGUCCAUAAACAUUCCCGGAACACUCUUCCACAAGUCCAUGAAAGCCAGAAAGGAGCUGGCUCAGAUCUUGGCCAAAAUCAUCUCAACCAGGAGAGAAAGCAAGCUCGAUGACCACAACGACCUUCUUGGCUCUUUCAUGGGCGACAAAGAAGGCCUCACCGACGAGCAAAUCGCCGACAACGUCAUCGGCGUCAUCUUCGCAGCUCGCGACACGACGGCUAGCGUUUUGACUUGGAUCAUGAAGUAUCUCGGCGAAAACCCAAGUGUUCUUGAAGCUGUCACCGAAGAGCAAGAAGCAAUCAUGAAGCUCAAAGAAGAGAGUGGGGAAGAGAAGGUUCUGAACUGGGAAGACACGAAGAAGAUGCCAAUUACUUCGAGGGUUCUUCAGGAGACACUUAGAGUUGCUUCCAUUUUAUCUUUUACAUUCCGAGAAGCUGUCGAAGACGUCGAGUACGAAGGUUAUCUGAUCCCAAAAGGGUGGAAAGUUUUACCACUUUUCAGAAACAUUCACCACAGUCCAGAGAUCUUUCCUGAGCCUGAGAAGUUUGAUCCCACAAGAUUUGAGGUAGCUCCAAAACCCAAUACAUACAUGCCAUUUGGCAGUGGGAACCACUCAUGUCCUGGGAAUGAAUUGGCCAAGCUGGAGAUUUUGGUCAUUCUACACCAUCUCACAACAAAGUACAGGUGGUCUAUUGUUGGCGCAGAAAAUGGCAUCCAGUAUGGCCCUUUUGCUCUUCCCCAAAAUGGGCUGCCCAUCAUAUUAUCCUCCAAGGAAUGAGGUUUAUUUCCCGAAAUACAUAUAAAACUCUGAAUUCUGAUCCACCCCCGAAAGCUUCAGAAUGAAACAGCUUUCUAUAUAUAUUUGAUUAUAUAAAGAGAGAGAUGAUGAGAGAGAAGAUUGGUUUCUUGCCUGUUAAGGAAAGUGAAGAAAUGAGAGAGCUAGCUCCCAAGAAUUAAACAACGAGCUGAAGAACUCGAAGGCUAGGGAUUCAUUCACCGUUUCUUUUUGGCCGGACUGAGAGGGCUGUGGAUAGCCGGAAGCCAAAUUGUACAUAACUAAAGAGUGUUCUUGAUCGAUACCAAAACAUGAUACAUGCAAACUGUAUAUCAUGUUUCCUUUUUUUUUUUUUUUUUUCUUUUGAGAUGGUGAGUUGGUGACGAAGAGAAUUGUACAUACAUUUCACAAAAAUUUUGUUUAUUUUCUCAAAUAAAUAAUGUAAAGAGCCGCAAGGCUGAAGUUAUAUUCAAUGG
This is a messenger RNA of Fragaria vesca subsp. vesca, 1980 nucleotides long. Its product is annotated as abscisic acid 8'-hydroxylase 1-like. Bases 95 to 1507 code for a protein of 470 amino acids. The transcript is spliced from 7 exons. NCBI's taxonomy places the organism in Eukaryota, Viridiplantae, Streptophyta, Magnoliopsida, Rosales, Rosaceae. The record is from RefSeq and is a predicted model, not a curated record. Gene Ontology annotation, molecular function: (+)-abscisic acid 8'-hydroxylase activity; iron ion binding; heme binding. Gene Ontology annotation, biological process: sterol metabolic process; abscisic acid metabolic process.